Messenger RNA from Cercospora beticola, 2628 nucleotides. RefSeq lists its product as uncharacterized. Gene Ontology annotation, molecular function: chromatin insulator sequence binding. Gene Ontology annotation, cellular component: chromosome. NCBI's taxonomy places the organism in Eukaryota, Fungi, Ascomycota, Dothideomycetes, Mycosphaerellales, Mycosphaerellaceae. Gene Ontology annotation, biological process: regulation of transcription by RNA polymerase II. The record is from RefSeq and is a predicted model, not a curated record.
AAGCUGCCAAGAACGUUCCUUCGUGUCGCGCGCCGGCCUCGAGGCCGCCUGCGGUACCCCUCUGAUGCCUCCCUCAAGCGCAGAGGGCGGCGUGGCACAACGCAACACUCAUUCGCCCUCCUGAAACAUCGCCUUGGGCCCAUGUAGCAUUUCUUGUCUCUCUUUGAUUGAAAGAUUACACACUUUGUUAAUGACGACAGCGUACCAGAAUCCGGCGUCCGAAGCACAAACUCGUGAUGGCAGACCACGUCGAUAGCACAGAUGCAACACUGUGGACGCAAGAGCAAAUCUGGACAAUGAACGCCAAUCAAGAAGCCUAUCCCGGGUCUUUCAUGAUCUCAAACGAGGAACUACUGGACCUGUCUCUGAAAGACAUGAAUCUAGCGCAAACCAUGGCCGGAAACACAAUGCCAUUCUUGACGCCACAGCCCUCUUCGAUGAACUUCGACCUGCCACACAUGGGUUCCGCCCCGUCAUUCGCUGUGUCGCAGGAGGAGAGUGACUCUUCUUGGACUGAGGCUGACAGCCAGGAUCUGUGGUACGAUCAGCUUCGACAACAGCUUCAGGACUUCCGCCAGAGCCCGACCUGCACGCUCACCACCAUCCCAUUGGGAGGGAGGCAGCGCAAACAGGUCCAUUCCAUGGCCAACAUGUGGGGUCUCAGCCACAUGAGUGUAGGCGAUGGUCUGCAGAAGCGCGUGCUACUGAGCAAGUGUGCGCUCGCCAAAACAGGCGAUGCCAAGGAUCGCAGGUGGAACCCGGGCCGCAACACAUGGUCGCCAGGUUAUAUCGAUCCUAGGCUGGUGAUAUUCCACCAGGUCUCAUCCACCAUAUGUUUCCGAACAUGUCUUAAUGUUCUAGGAUUGCCACCGCCUAGCAAGAUCACUAGAGACAUCCGUGGCGAGUACUGUACCGUGUAUGCCCUUUUCGAAACACCACCCGAUGCCGUGAAGGCCGUACUGGCGCUCAAUGAUACUCGCCCACACUGGAAUGUCAACGCCACGGAUCGUAAUGUCGAAGCAUGCUUCUUGCGUAUGCCUCUAGGCUUCAGCCUUACGUCUUACCUUCUGGAUGAGGGAUUCUCCCAAUUGCCGAAUUUAGUGCGUGAGGCUUUUGGCAGUGCAUCUAACUACGAUCCCAAUCAGGCACCAUCAAGCAUUUCAACUCCUCCGUCAGCCUCCUCACUGCCUACUCGAACAUCGCUGGCUCCCGGUGCUGCUAGUCCGACCGAGUUGGCAAAUGCGCUUUUCAGAAUUUCUUCGUCGCCCAGACAUUAUCCGCGUGUUGCAGGGUCUGCACUACAUAGCAGAAGGGGUAGCAUCUCGAGGCGCAUGUCGCUGUCUUCAUCCAUGUCGCGCGACUAUGGCUACAUCUCAGCCAGCAGUCAAGUGGAUUCCGAUUAUAGCUUGGCGACCAGUGCCUCGAAGAAGCGUAGACGCGAGCCUAAAAUACUUGCUGGCUAUCACUGCACUUUUCCCGGGUGUGAUAAAGCUUUUGAUCACCAAGGAGAACUUACAAAGCAUGAGAAGGUGCACAGCACAGAUCGGCCUCAUGUGUGUGUUCAAUGCGGGAAGGGAUUUUUCUAUCCCAAAGACUUGCGUCGGCAUGAGCGAACGCAUACUACGGAGUCCACUCCUGUUUCGCCGAUUCCGGAGCCGACAGGGACUGGCAGCGAGCCGGAUGGCUACGAAUUUCAGAUGGCACGACGACACAUCUGUGCAUGUUGUCCGAGUGGACCGAGAGCUUUCAAGUCCGAACUUGAACUCAAGCUUCACGAGACCGAAAGGGCUUUGAGGUGUGAGCAUUGUCCCAACAGAUUCCGAUCGAGAAAUGAGCUAGAACGACAUCAUAGUGCAGUACAUCAAAGUCUCACUUACUCGUGUGGAAGUAUCAGCGACAUCGAAGUAGUAUACAUUGUCCGCAAUGAUGGGAAUGGCAUGGACAACUGUGCCUUCUGCGGCGAAGGUUUUCCGAAUCCUCCAGACUGGGGCAUUCGUUGUCAACAUCUCAUCAAAGCGCACCAAUUCGGCAGCUGUAACAAGAGUAAGAAGUUCUUGAGGCUCGAUCACUUUCGUCAACAUCUCAAGCACAGUCAUCACAGCACGCCGGGAGCGUGGAUUCGGAGACUUGAAGAUGCAGCGACAACAGCCGAAGUGGCCAACCAUAACCUGCAAGGACCUAGACCUACAGUUGAAGAAUCAAACCUGGGGGCCUCUAGUGGAACUUGCGUGAACAUCCUGACAGGCAACACCAAAGCUACAAAUCACGAGCGAACACGGCAUCUUUUAGGCGCCAUACCGUCGAAGGUUGCGCAUCUUUUCGGUGCCGGAAGAGAUGGGAAUGCCAAAACAUGAUUUUGGAUUGGAGCUCCAACACGUCAGAACCACGCGGACAACGUCCAUUGAUGUUACGCGACCACGAGCGUUCAUCGAGCGGCAAGACCGGUAUGCAUCGCGAUGAGAGCUCUUCUCUCCAGCUGGGUAUACGCAACGAUGUCGUCCCUCAAUGGAACCUGAACUGAGCUCACCAGCUCGUCCUCAUCAUCAACGCAUCAUUCUCACUGUACAGUAUAUACUUCCAAGCACACAAGACAAUAUAGGCAUGCCGAAUACCGUCUUCACUUCUCCA